CCGGCUUGAUAAUUACAGUACGCACCGGCAUUUUUUUGGAAAUCGAGGAAGAUGAGUAAAAACAAACGAAAAGUAACGGUAGAUGCAGAUGACAGAAAAAAGCCUAGCGUAUUUGAAAGACUAGGACCGAAUGCAAUAAAGAGACCAGUCGGCAAAUAUAACGACUCCGACUCGGAUGAGGUUGUACAUCGGUGCAGAAACUGGGAUACCACAGGCACCUGUUCAUAUGGAAAGGCAUGCAAGUUUCUGCAUGAUCCCAAAUCAAAACUUGGAAAAGAUGAAAGUCAAGAGGAUCUGCGUCUGCGUGUAAAACACAAAGGUCAGAAGCGUGAUUCCAGACCCAGUGAUUCUGAAGAUUCUGCAGAAAAAGACUACGAGGAGAAGCUAGAGCUGGAGCGUGAACGUCAGGCGUUGAAGAGACAGCUAAGUCAGCUGGAGGACGAUGAUAAAGACUUACGGGAGAAUUUCCGCAUUGAGUCCAGGCUCCAGAAGGUCAGCAGCUCUGAGUCUGACAGUUCUGGAGAUAGCCGCAGUCGCAGUAAAACCAGGAAACAAUCGAAGAAAAAGAAGAAAAGGAAGCAAGAUUCAAAGUCCUCAACAAAACUGAAGCUUCCCAGCCCUGGCCCAGGUAUUGAUAGCGAUGACCAUCAGAAAAAGCACAAGAAGAAGUCAAAGAAGAAGCACAGCCGGGCCGAUUCCCUGUCAAGCCUCGACCGAUCCUCGGAACCAGAACAAAAAGGACGCAAACUUCUGAGCCCUUUGAAAUUCAAGAAUAAAAAGCCCCUAGUGAGUAACGCCAUUCAGGGAUUUCACUCUGAUGAUGAACCAGACGUCACUCCACAACCACCAAAAAUGAAGCUGACCAUGCCGUCAAGGUCGCCUCCUCUGGGUAUCAUAGUGCCUCCCUUGCCACCAAGAAUUAGGUCAACCAGGUCACGGUCAUUGUCCAGCGGGGAAGGGCGCAGGGGUGAAAAAAUUAAGGCCAUGAGCUUAGUGUCUCCUGUAAAAAAGAAAAAAGCUGAGAGAAGAGCAUCGCCAGAGUUUGAGAGGGAAUCAAAAAUUGAAAAGGUCCGAGGGUCACGAAAACAGACAAAGUCAAGGUCACCCAGUUUUGAAAAGUCGUUGUCAUUUUCUCCGGAUGGUAAAAAGGCCAGGAAAGCGGAGAAAAAGAAGAAAAAGAAGGAUGCUGAAACUCUUGAUAAGUCGAAAGACACCUCGCUGGAAAGGUCAAGAGGUUAUGAGAGCCGUGACAGGGAGCUGAGUCCAUUGUCAGACUUCAGGUCAAACUCACCCCUGAAAAAGAAGAAGAAAGACAAAAAGAACAAGGACAAGAAGAAAGAUAGAGCUCCUUCUCCUCUUAGAGAGGAGGUUGUUAUAUCAAAAAAGAAGAAGGAUAAAAUGAAGGCAAGAGAUAGGUCUAUGUCGCCAGUCCCUAAGAAGUCCUUGGAAAAAAGGAGUCUGGAUCGAUCACAUGACCGCAAGGAAUUAGAACCAAGGGGCAGAUCACCCAUGGGUCGUAAGAUGUCAAGGUCUCCCAUUCCUCCUAGAAGGGCGAGAUCACCGGACCCAGCGCCUAGAGCUGACAGAGAUCUGGAUGUUAGAGACAGGGAUAACACAGACAGUCGAGAGUCCAACAGGGGGGACUUGAGAGGGGAAGCUCGUGACUUCAGGGGGGAGUCACGGGGUGCCAGGAACGAGUCCAGGGAGCUGCGGGACUCAAGGCCCGACCUAAGGGAGCCCAGAGGGGAUUCUAGGGAGCUGAGAGGGGAUGGAAGAGAUUUAAGAGGGGACCCUAGGGAUUCCAGGCUGGAUCAGAGGGACUCCAGACCGAACCCCAGGGAAUCUAGACUGGAUAUAAGAGAGCCUAGAAUUGAGCCAAGAGAUUCUAGGACUGAUAUGAAGGACUCCAGGCUUGAUUCAAGAGAUCGUGCCUUGGAUACCAGGGAGUCCAGGCUUGAGUCGAGGGUGCCCCUUAGGGACAUGAGGGACAAAGAUUCAAGAUCAAUGAGGGAUGCAAGGCCAGAUCCUCGUGAUAGGGAAACUAGAGACAGGGACCCCCUCAGGGAGCCAUUACGGGAAGUGCUUCGGGAACCAUUGAGGGAGCCGCUUAGGGACCCAAUUAGGACAGAUGCAAGAGACAGGGAUCUCAGGGGUAUCCAUGAGUUCAGAGAAGAGCCAUUAGAUCCCAUUGAUGUCAGGGAUCGCCCCCCUAUCGUAGACCGGGAUAUCAGGGAUCGCCCCCCUAUUGUAGACCGGGAUUAUGAGCGCGAUCUCCCACCACCUGUAGAUGUUCUGCCUGAUAGAAGGGACAGGUUUCCUGAUGAUAGAUACAGGGAUGAACCCAGGAGGGACCGAUAUGACGACCCUCGUUAUCCUCCACCCCCACCCCCUCCUGCCCCGGUCAACUAUGAUGACCGACCCGCUCGGUUUGGGCGCCCUGAGCCAGGGGACAGAUUCCCGGACCCAGUCGAUAGGGGCCCAGUCCCAUACGGUCGCCCAGAUAGGGAUAUUCCUGUGGACCGGCGGGUUGAACCCAUGGAGGGGCCAUAUGAUCGAUAUGGUCAACAGAAUAGGGGGGAUGGUAGAUAUGGUGGUAUUGGUCGUGGUGGUCGCUAUGACUACCAGAGAGAUGAGGGACCUAACUGGGACAGGGGAGAUCGCGGAAGGGGCCGCAACAGGGGCAACUGGAACAGGGGUGGGCCCCAAGACAGGGGUGGUCGUUACGAUGAUCGUAGUCGUCGAGGAGAUUGGGAGAAUCAACGACAGCGUAAUGAUGAUUUCUACCCUAAUGAUCGUCGUGACUGGGCGGAGCGUAAAGAUGGAGAUAGGAAAGAUGACAGACCACCUGUCAAGGAUGAGAGCAGAGACAGACGAGAUGACAAGCCAGAUGCAGUCAGAGAUCGUGAGAGGGAUGGGAAAGAUAAAGAAAGGGACCCAAGAGAAAAAGAGCCCAAAGAAAAGGAGACUAAGGAAAAGGAAUUGCAGGAAAGAGACAAAGAGGACAAGAGGUCUGCUAGGGUUGAAAGCAAGAAAGAUGAGAGAAUUGAAGAGGAAAAGGAGAAAAAAGAAGACAAAUUUGAGAAGAAGGAGGAGACUAAUAGAAGCAAAGACACAGACUCGGACAGUAAGAAACGUGAGGAGGAAAAAAGCAGGGACAAAGAUCGGGAUCGACAGAAGGAGAGAGGGAGAGAUAAGGAUGAUGAUCGUAGAGAUAGGGGUCGCAGCAAGGAGUCUGACAAGCGAGAGAGGGGUCGAGGGGACAAGGAGAGUGUCAGCAGUAGGAGCAGGGAUGGAGAAGUGGACAGAGAGAAGAGACGAGACGACAGCAGCGAUAGGUCCAGGAAAAGGAAGGCGUCUCGCUCGCGGACCAGGUCACCGUCCGUGAAGAAACCCAAAGAUGGUUCCCCUGCUCUUUCCACUCACAGCAAGCGGUCAGCCAGGGAACCUGUAGCAGAGAAGGAACCAGAGGCCGACAAGCACAGUGAUAAGGGAAGUGUAGCAGGCAGUGAAAGAUCAAGGAAGGCCGACAGUACAAGGGCAAGGUCACGCAGGUCAAGGAAAGAUGAGGAGAAACAAUCAAAGAGAGGAAGUGACACGGAGGAUAGAAAGAGGUCAAGGUCAAGGUCACAUUCCAACGACAGCAAGGACAGCAAACGGCUGCGGCUAGAUAGCUUUACAGAAGGGGCAGGUGCUUUAGCAGGCUACGUGAUCAAGGACACUGUGGGCUCUGACAGAGAAGACAACAACCUAGACAACAUAGAGCAGAACUUCAGCGACUGGUCUGAUGACUCGGCUGAUGACAUCCUGAACAGGCCCGGAGAGGCGUCUCCCAAGAAGGAUGCAGACGUGAGCAAGGACACAGUGCCAGGCAGUACCAGUCCACAUGGGAGUGAGGGCAGUUGUCAUAGCAACACGGAACAGAGGGAGAAACUAGACUCGGAAGAGCCUGAAGAGUUAGAAUCUAUAUCUUCAGAUGAGGGCGGUCUUGUGGAACGAGUCAAAAUGGCUGCAGUGGAUGCCCUGGAGAUAGACUGGUCCAGUCUGAUCAGGGAUGAGCGGCCCAAGCCACAGACUGGUUCAGCUUUGAACCGCUUCAAGCCUGGAGCCAUCUUCUCAAAGAUCGGGCUGUCACGGCAGUAUGCAGGGAACCAGCUGUUCUCGCAAGUCCUGGAGGUGUGCCAGAAACAUGAAUUGACUGAAAGUCAAUCUGAUCUCAAUGACUCACAGACUGAAGCUAAACCCAAUAAAGCAGACAUUAAACAAGAGGAAACAACAUUGUCUGAAGACAGUAAAGCUGAAGCUUCACAGUCCCCCUCAAAACAGAACAAUACUGGUUCUCGGUCCUCUAAAUUUAACUUUCUCAGUGACGUUGCGAUGUUUCACGCUUCUGGGCUGCAGAAACUGAAGGAGAGGAUGUCGCUGAUGUCCAACAUCGGACCUUUCCGUCGGGCACUGUGUGCUCGCAAAGAUCUCGAAAUGAGGCGUCAGCUCUGUAGAGCAGACAAGGUGUUGGACUCCAGUCACCUGUACGCCAGCCAGGACAUGGAUCUGGAGCUGUUCAGACAAAGUGUGCACAUGCUACGUAACGCGCAGGACCCCUCCCCGCACAGUAAAGAGGAAGUGAUGUCACCUACCACCCCAGUGAAGCCAGUGGGAUCACCAGUCACGUGUCCCUAGGCUGGGACCUCAGUAUUACUCUGCUUUAUUAUAAACUUGGUAUGAGAUUGGAGUCAUUCUGUUGGUACCUUGCUUUGUCUACAUAAAUGUUAACUUUGUGUAGUAUACAUUCUGUUGGUACGUUGGUUUUGUUUUGUGUAGUAUACAUUAUACCCUUGCUGGGAGUGAGUAUAUUGGAGUAAUUGGUACGUCGGUUUGUCAGUGAUUAAAAUGAAACCUAAAAUCACUAUGAAGUGAAGAUGUUAGACACUCCAUUCCUAAUUAUGCACACGUGAGUUGCUAAUAUGUGCAUUUAAAAUUAGCUAUUUUUUGUCAGAUAAGCAAAAUAUGUUCUAUGUAUGUAGAGCAAACUACUUCAUUUUUUCUCUAGGAAUUAAAUUAUACCUUUAAUUAUGUCAUCACCAUGAAAUGUAGAUGUGCAGGACACUUUUUUUAAAGCCAUAGUGAUUGAAACAUUCCCGAGUUAAUGACCCUUGAACAUUGGGGUGUAGGGGUAAUAGUAAUUUUGUGACAAAGCUCUACUAAAUUUCAGCAAUUACAUUUAGUUACGUAUAUAUGUUCAUUUGACUGCAUACAGUGUUCAUUUCCAUUGUCAAAGUGUAUUUAAAAAAAAUGAAUACAAAUAAUUUUUAGUGAACUGCAUUUUAGGUAUUAUUGAGUUGAAUGUAUGUUUUGUGCUAUGUGUUUUGGAAUAAAACAAACCUAAUUACAUUAAA
Dreissena polymorpha is the source of this 5393-nucleotide messenger RNA. RefSeq names its product zinc finger CCCH domain-containing protein 13-like. Gene Ontology annotation, cellular component: RNA N6-methyladenosine methyltransferase complex. NCBI's taxonomy places the organism in Eukaryota, Metazoa, Mollusca, Bivalvia, Myida, Dreissenidae. The transcript is spliced from 25 exons. The coding region runs from base 52 to 4677 and encodes 1541 amino acids. Gene Ontology annotation, molecular function: metal ion binding. The record is from RefSeq and is a predicted model, not a curated record.